AUGGCCCUCUUCGCAAACACUCAGCUGUACCGCCACAAAAAGGCGGGCUACAGCCGCUUCUGCAAAGACACGCAGACUCUUUACAACCAGAUCCAGGCCGAGACCGCGUCUGACGCCGACAUUACCAACUUCAUUAACCUCGUCGAAGCCGAGGAGCGCCUCUUCCGCCUCAUUAAGUUCAUCAUGCUCGACUUCGGCAAGCCCGUAACGAUGCCUCCUCACCCACGCGCCGGCAUGGAGCGCAUCCGCAGCUACUUUCGUCAUCGUCUUGUCAUGCUUGAUGAUAGGUACAGGAACCUGUGCCCGGCCUCGUUCCGCCGCCGCGACAAGCUCCUGGUACGUAACGCGAUGCUCGAGCACUGGAAGCGCCUUCGUGUGGACAAUGGCCAACCUGCCAUGACGCCAGCAGAGGAGCGCAUGCGCAUUCUGAGCCUCAACAUGCUCACCGAACUUCCGCCGUCGACAGACACUGAGGUUAAUUUCGGUGCCACUGGCUCUGAGCUCUGGCAGUCGAUGCUCGACCAUAUCCAUGCCGAUCCCUACCUUCACGUUGGCGUAAUUCAGGCCGACGGCACCAUCAGGGAGAUCUAG
Messenger RNA from Lasiodiplodia theobromae, 591 nucleotides. RefSeq lists its product as uncharacterized. Lineage: Eukaryota; Fungi; Ascomycota; Dothideomycetes; Botryosphaeriales; Botryosphaeriaceae. The record is from RefSeq and is a predicted model, not a curated record. The transcript has 2 exons. The coding region runs from base 1 to 591 and encodes 196 amino acids.